AUGUCCAGUGAAAAUAACCAAGAUAAUAAAGAGAAUCAACAGGAUUCUCAGAUUUCCAAAGGUGUUAAUCAAUUAUCUAUGCAAGAGUUACCAGACAAUAAUGUUGAAUAUCUUUCAGCAGAUUCUGAUUUAACUUCGGAUUUGCCUGAUGAUACUGAGGUGAUCAAUUUGGUACAUUUAAAGAUUAAAGCUCUAGAAGAUUUGAAUCUGAUUCGUUUCACCAAACUAAAAAGUCUAUGUCUUAGACAAAAUCUAAUAGAAAGUAUCAGUGAGGUGGAUUCUUUACCUGUGAAUACAAUAGAAGACCUUGAUUUCUAUGAUAAUAGAAUCAAACAUAUUUCCAAGUAUGUUAACAACUUAGUUCAGUUGAAAAAUUUGGACCUUUCAUUCAACAAUAUUAAACAUAUCAAAAAUUUGGAUAAUCUAAAAGAGUUGGAGAAUCUUUAUUUUGUCCAAAAUAAAAUUAAAAGAAUAGAAGGGUUGAAUAACUUACACAAUUUGAAAAAUUUAGAACUUGGUGGUAAUGAAAUUACAAAUAUUGGUGAAAAUUGUCUUGAAGGGUUAACAAAUUUACAAGAAAUUUGGUUAGGUAAAAAUCAUAUCCCAAGGUUAAUUAAUUUACACCAUUUGAAAUCUUUAAAAAUUUUAUCAAUUCAAAGUAAUAAGAUUCAUAAAAUUGAGGGGCUAGAAGAAUUGACAAAUUUGGAAGAAUUAUAUCUAUCUCAUAAUUUCAUAACUUCCAUUGAAGGGUUAGAGAAAAACACAAAAUUGACUACAUUGGAUAUUACGUCAAAUCGUAUUACCAGGAUAGAAAAUUUGUCCCAUUUAACCAAUUUGACUGAUUUAUGGGCAUCGUUUAAUAAAAUUGAUCAAAGUUUUGAAUCCCUAGGACAAGAAUUAGGAUCUUUGCCUAAUUUAGAGACCAUCUAUUUAGAAGGUAAUCCGAUACAACUAAACAAUCAAACUUCUUAUAGAAGAAAAUUGAUGUUAAAUUUAGGUCCAUCUUUACAAAAAAUAGAUGCCACUUAUAUAUCUGGUUAA
This is a messenger RNA of Arxiozyma heterogenica, 1041 nucleotides long. It is a transcript of the gene SDS22, whose product is annotated as type 1 protein phosphatase-activating protein SDS22. NCBI's taxonomy places the organism in Eukaryota, Fungi, Ascomycota, Saccharomycetes, Saccharomycetales, Saccharomycetaceae. The coding region runs from base 1 to 1041 and encodes 346 amino acids. Gene Ontology annotation, molecular function: protein binding. The transcript has a single exon. Gene Ontology annotation, cellular component: cytoplasm. The record is from RefSeq and is a predicted model, not a curated record.